Molecule: messenger RNA, 2333 nt
Organism: Arachis stenosperma
Lineage: Eukaryota; Viridiplantae; Streptophyta; Magnoliopsida; Fabales; Fabaceae
Product: protein S-acyltransferase 24
Exons: 13
Coding region: 310-2226 (638 amino acids)
Biological process (GO): protein palmitoylation
Cellular component (GO): Golgi membrane
Molecular function (GO): palmitoyltransferase activity; protein binding
Source: RefSeq, a predicted model, not a curated record
AUUAUAUCUUCGGUAUUCUAUCCCUUUCUGAGUGUCUUCGCGUGUGUUGGCCUCUUUGAUUCCAUUGCUCAUCAGAGGGCUCCGGUCAACACCGUCGGCCAAGACCCGAACCCUCUCUCUCUCUCUCUCUUUCUCUCUCUUCAUUUCUCUCUAAUAUUCCCAGAAAAACCCUAAAAUUUACUAAUAAGAAAUUUCCUCAUUUUCUUCCCUAAAUUCUGCAAUUCCAAAGUCAACCGUCCCAAUCCAAUUUCAAAUUAUCGAUCUCCACGCCCCUCUUCUCUUUCACUCAACUCUUCGAGCCGCGGAGCUAUGUCGUCCGAGAUCGAGGUCGUCGAGGAGGUCCAAUCCACCAAUCAUAAUCAAUCGCCGCCCUCAGCUUCCAGCGACGUCCCGGAAGAGAGUCUCCGCAACGACGUGUACGCCGCCGCGGCGUACGGGGAUCUAGAGAAGCUGCAGAGGCUGGUGGAGCGUAAGGGAUGCAGCGUGUCGGAGCCUGAUGGGCUUGGCUACUACGCACUCCAGUGGGCGGCUCUCAACAACCGCACUGCGGCAGCUCAGUACAUCAUUGAGCAUGGGGGAGAUGUGAAUGCCACGGAUCAUACUGGCCAGACAGCAUUACAUUGGAGUGCAGUUCGAGGUGCUAUUCAGGCUGCGGAGCUUUUACUCCAAGAGGGUGCCCGACUGAACGCUGCUGAUAUGAAUGGAUAUCAGACAACCCAUGUUGCUUCUCAAUAUGGUCAGACAGCUUUCAUUUACCACAUUGUUUCAAAAUGGAAUGCUGACCCCGAUGUUCUUGAUAAUGAUGGAAGAAGCCCCUUGCAUUGGGCUGCUUACAAAGGUUUUGCUGAUUGUAUACGUCUUCUAUUAUUUCUUGAUGCACAUAGAGGACGACAAGACAAAGAGGGUUGCACUCCUCUUCAUUGGGCUGCUAUUAGGGGUAACUUGGAGGCUUGUACUGUCUUGGUACAGGCUGGCAAGAAGGAAGACCUGAUUGUGACUGAUAAUACAGGCCUUACACCAGCACAACUAGCUUCUGAUAAGAAUCACAGACAAGUUGCUUUUUUCCUUGGAAAUGCCCGGAGGCUGCUUGACAAACGCUGUGAUGGGAACAGUCGUCUUGGGAAGAUUUCCAAAUUAGGACUUGCUCCCAUACUUUGGUGUAUAAUUUUUCUGCUCUUGGUCACAUAUAUUCAUUCCGUCAUAUUGGCAACAAAUCUGCCAAAGCUGACAGCUGCAACUGGCCUUCUUGCAUGGCUUGGAGUUUUACUUGCAACUGUUGGAUUGGCUAUGUUUUACAGGUGUAGCAGCAAGGAUCCAGGUUUCAUCAGAUUAAAUAAGAGUGACACACAGAAUAUGAAAGAUGAUGAGCCUCUAUUGAAGAUUGAGAUAAAUAAUCCUGCUUUGCUAGCUGGAAAUUGGUCCCAGCUCUGUGCAACAUGCAAGAUUGUCAGGCCUCUUCGUGCAAAACACUGUUCUACUUGCGACCGCUGUGUGGAACAAUUUGACCACCAUUGUCCUUGGGUUUCCAACUGCAUUGGGAAGAAGAACAAAUGGGAUUUCUUUGUCUUUCUUGUUCUUGAAGUUUCAGCAAUGAUAAUAACCGGUGGAGUUACUCUUUCAAGGGUGUUAACCGAUCCAAUGGCUCCUUCCUCAUUUGGAGCAUGGCUUCAGUAUGUUGGCAAGGAACACGUUGGUGCAAUAUCAUUUAUAAUUGCUGAUUUUUUCCUCUUUUUUGGCGUGUUUGCUUUGACUUUUGUUCAGGCUAGUCAGAUUUCGCGCAAUACUACAACAAAUGAAAUGGCAAACGCAAUGCGGUAUAGCUACCUCAGAGGUCCAAAUGGUAGAUUCAGAAACCCAUAUGAUCAUGGUUGCAAGAAGAACUGUUCUGAUUUCUUGAUCAAUGGGUACAACGAAGAUAUAAGUAUUGAUGAAUUAGGCGAUUCAGAGGAGGGUAUUGGAAUGACGAACAUCGGAAGGGGCUCGAACUUCGCAAACGGGGACUCCCAUUCUCGUUCUCAUUCUCAUUCUGAACGCACAAAUGGGCAUCAUGUUAUUAAUGUGAAUUCCAGUAGUUCCAAUCACGGUCACCGUCAUGGACAUGUUAAUGGCCAUGUUCAUUCUGCACAUUGUAGUCACAAUAACCAUGGCAAAGCCAGAAAUGAAAGCAUCCCAUUGGGCUUAGGUCUUGGCCUUGGACGGAACAGCAUAGUUGCACCCUCUUCAUGAUAUUAACACGUCCGCUUGUACCCAAUUGUAAUGAUGUAUAUCAUAGGCACACACAUCCAUGUUAGUUUUUACGUUAAUAUUCAAUUUUUUAUGGCUCUUUUCUACCA